This is a messenger RNA of Trichophyton rubrum CBS 118892, 627 nucleotides long. RefSeq lists its product as uncharacterized. The record is from RefSeq and is a predicted model, not a curated record. NCBI's taxonomy places the organism in Eukaryota, Fungi, Ascomycota, Eurotiomycetes, Onygenales, Arthrodermataceae. Bases 253 to 627 code for a protein of 124 amino acids. The transcript is spliced from 3 exons.
CUUCUCCUUGCUCUGCCAGCACAGCAGCUACAAAAACGACGACAACGGCACUCUCAACCUCGACCCAUCGCAUCCUUCUCGGGCUCGCCUCAAUUACAGCACCGUACAAGGCCUCCAUUGGUAUCGUCCAGCCAUCUCUUUUCUACUCUAGGCGUUGGUGUCGUGGCUUCGUUCCAUCACUAACAUAGCCGGGCCAGGCAUUCACUUCAGCACGACCUCUAUCUCGUCCUAUCUCACAUCCAUCAAUCCAUCAUGUCUACCCUCACCAAGGUCGACUCCGCCGUCGCUGGCCUCCCCUCGCCAGCAGAAAAGAAGACAGCGAAGAAAGACACGACAAAGAAGAAUGCAAACCCGGAUGUCAUGAACAUCAAGGACCUAGAAGAAAAAGGGAUCGAACUCCAGAUAGCCAUAGAAACACAGAAGCUCAACUGGAAGCUCAACACCUCGCCUGCGUCCCUGGAGGACAAGGAUGCCCUCAAGAAGUUUCUCACCACACCCCCCGUCAAGAAGAUUGACCUACACUUCCCACUUGGCCUUGAGGUCACUGCUCGAAACCUCAAGGGCGUAACUAUCAAGGAUGCUCUCGAUGCUAUCUACAAGCAAUUCAAAAAGAAGGUAAGCUUCUAG